Eimeria necatrix is the source of this 396-nucleotide messenger RNA. RefSeq lists its product as hypothetical. The transcript has 6 exons. The annotation marks the transcript as partial. The record is from RefSeq and is a predicted model, not a curated record. NCBI's taxonomy places the organism in Eukaryota, Apicomplexa, Conoidasida, Eucoccidiorida, Eimeriidae.
AUGGCGGAGGAAAACAAAGCUUCGUCGGACACCCUCGAUGGGACCCUUUUGUGUCUCAUGUGCUGUCGCAACUUCUGGACGGACAUUUUGAAGCUGAGCCUCGUGUCUUACUUCUUUUGGGUUGGCCUCAUUUACUUUUUGGGAUCAGUUAUAUUGCUCGCAGGCUACACUUACAGCGCGCCUCGCGUGCACUCUGAAAUCGCCUGCCCGAUGACUUCUUCAGUUUAUGUUUUUGUUGGAUUGUGGCUUUUCCAGUCCCUGAUAUUCUUUUUCACCUGUUGGGCGUAUUCGACAGUCGUCAUAUCCGGAGAAGAGGACCCGGAGAACAGCCUUUUCGAGCAGCUGGGGACUUCGCAGCUGCUGAUUGGCUUCUUCGUAAAGACAGUCCCCACUUGG